AUGAAACUUUUCGGGUACGUUUUUACUGCUUGUAUGCUUGCUUUUGCAUCAGCUGCUAGAACAGUUACACAAGUUGUUGCUGAAACUACUGUAGAGGAUGUGACAACUACUAGCACAACCACUUUCUGUCCUGAAAGUGACUCGUCAUCGAUAUUGGAUACUUCUAUUUCACUUGGCUCGUCAUCAGGUAAGAAAACAAGUACGCAGGUUCUCUUUGAAACUACAGUGACAGAUAUGACAACUACUAGCACAACCACAUUCUGUCCUGAGAGUGACUCAUCAACAUCAUUGGAGACUACGAAAAGCACAUUCUCAAGUUCAUCUGUGCUUGUCACCCCAUCCAGCUCAUCUGUGCCUGUAACCCCAUCCAGUUCAUCUGUGCCUGUAACCCCAUCCAGUUCAUCUGUGCCUGUAACCCCAUCCAGCUCAUCUGUGAUUGUCACUCCAUCCAGUUCAUUUGUGCCUGUAACCCCAUCCAGUUCAUCUGUACUUGUCACCCCAUCCAGUUCAUCUGUGCCUGUAACCCCAUCCAGUUCAUCUGUACUUGUCACCCCAUCCAGUUCAUCUGUGCCUGUAACCCCAUCCAGUUCAUCUGUACUUGUCACCCCAUCCAGCUCAUCAAGCAUCGAAAGUAUCUACUCAUAUAGUGUUGGCGGUGGGAAUCCCACUUCUACAACUUCAAUUCUUCCAACAUCUAUUACUCCUAGCUUUGCAUCAACGGAAAGUUCCUUUCAAAUUUCCUCAACAAUAACAUCAUCCAUUUCAUCGGUUGAUAGUAGCGAAUUAACUUCUUCAUACACUUCUUCAGAUUCCACAAGCGAACCAUUGUCUAUUGUUACCGAGAUUCGAUCCACUUUGCUUACCCUCACUACUUGUUUUUUGGAGACAUGUUCAGAAUUCACACAAAUCACUGGAGUUACAACCGUUACCGAUGAAUAUACUAUCUACACUACAUAUUGCCCGUUAUCUACACCAAAAGCAUCAUCGUCUGUAAUCACAACUGUACCUACAACUGAUACCAACGUCACUCCUGCUGCUUCUACUACUACCACUGUUGCUGCCGUCUCAACCUAUCCUUCAUCCGUCGUUUUGGAUACUUCAACAUCGGGUACUAGCACUAGUCACGCUACGCCCGAUGCUCCCGAGUCUUCAAGUACUGAUACAACUGCCCUUCUUCCUGAAACUUGUUCAGAUGAUCUAUCCUGCAAAUCAAGUUUGACUACAGGACUUGCGACUUCCACUCACAAUUCAGGCAUUUACACCACCACAACAGAAAACGCUAGUACUAUUAGUAGUUAUGUGUCUAAAACUUCUGUUACUUUGGAUAAAUCAUCCACCAGAAUUGAAAGUACACAAGCUUCUUUACAAAUUACUUCAGCUGAAACUACACUGGAAGGAACCAGCUCGAUUGUAACUACAUCUGAAGAGACUAGCCCUGCUGCAAAUACACUGGAAGGAACCAGCUCGGUUGUAACUACACCUGAAGAGACUAGCCCUGCUGCAAAUACUUCUUCUGCAACUACACUGGAAGGAACCAGCUCGAUUGUAACUACAUCUGAAGAGACUAGCCCUGCUGCAAAUACACUGGAAGGAACCAGCUCGGUUGUAACUACACCUGAAGAGACUAGCCCUGCUGCAAAUAGUCCUUCUGCAACUACACUGGAAGGAACCAGCUCGGUUGUAACUACACCUGAAGAGACUAGCCCUGCUGCAAAUACUUCUUCUGCAACUACACUGGAAGGAACCAGCUCGGUUGUAACUACAUCUGAAGAGACUAGCCCUGCUGCAAAUACUUCUUCUGCAACUACAUUAGAGGAGAAAAGCACCGCUCCUGAAACCUCAUUAUCACAAGAUGACAGCACUACUACUAGCUCCAUAGUUAAGAGUAUUACAGUAACGAUAUCUACUUCAGAGGUUUCUACUUCUCCAGCAAUUGAAACAAACUUUGUAUCAGCAUCAGCAGUACCCGAAAUGAAUAGCGAUACAACAACAAAGGAGAAUACUUCAAUCUCGUCUCCAAUACAAACAACUGUCGCUACCCAAAUUACUUCAGGUUAUACGGUCGCUACUCAAGGUCAAACAACAAGUUCAGAGACCCAAGAAUCAUUUUCUUCAAUUUCUGAAUACAAAGGUUCUGCUUAUAGACACCUACCAAAGAAGGCAAUAGCAUUGAUGCUACUAGCAUCUUUCAUUUAA
This is a messenger RNA of Lodderomyces oxycetoniae, 2196 nucleotides long. RefSeq lists its product as uncharacterized. NCBI's taxonomy places the organism in Eukaryota, Fungi, Ascomycota, Pichiomycetes, Serinales, Debaryomycetaceae. The record is from RefSeq and is a predicted model, not a curated record. Bases 1 to 2196 code for a protein of 731 amino acids. The transcript has a single exon.